Messenger RNA from Petromyzon marinus (sea lamprey), 2942 nucleotides. It is a transcript of the gene OGG1, whose product is annotated as 8-oxoguanine DNA glycosylase. NCBI's taxonomy places the organism in Eukaryota, Metazoa, Chordata, Hyperoartia, Petromyzontiformes, Petromyzontidae. Gene Ontology annotation, molecular function: damaged DNA binding; 8-oxo-7,8-dihydroguanine DNA N-glycosylase activity. The record is from RefSeq and is a predicted model, not a curated record. Gene Ontology annotation, cellular component: nucleus. Gene Ontology annotation, biological process: nucleotide-excision repair; base-excision repair; base-excision repair, AP site formation.
GCCCGUGGUCUUGGGGAUUUUUCUCCAGGUCCUCCGGUUUUUCCCUCUACAUUUAGAAACGUGUUUAAAGCAUUUGGCCGCUAGAAAUUUCCAAGUGAUCAGCCACUUCAUUGAGCUGUAUGUUUGUGAUGGAGCAUGUUCUCCCUGUAGUCACGUGGAUUCUUUCUCUGGGCCACCCCGGUUUUAUUCACUCCACAUUUAGAAACACGCGCUUAAGAGUAUCUGGCUGCUAUACAUUUCCAAAUUUGUGGCCAGGUGGCUUCUGAAAAAGAGCUAUAGAGCUCAGUGGGCCUUACCUGAUACAAUAAAAAAAAAUAGUUUAGCUUUUAAUAGAAGGGCCGUGGCCGCAACAAGAGCUGGUUGUGUCACUGUGGUGAAAGUGCAGCCCUGCAAUUUGCUUUGCUGAUGACACUGCUGGUGGAAGGGCCUCCUCUACAGAGAGCUCUUUAGAGAGCUCCUCUCCAGGCUAUUUGGUACAGGCGUACCUCGGUGUAAUUGCUCCUUAGGGACCAGAGCACCGCAAUAAACCGAAAAUGGCAAUAAAGCAAGUCACAUGCUUUUUUUUUCACUUGCAAAUGCAUAUAAAAGCCUUAAAACACGUUCAAAUUACACUAUAUUCAACGCGCAAUGCAGCUACAGUAUGCCUAAAUGAACGAUGUACGUAAAUGAAUAGAAAGCAAAAAUUACGCCGACUGACUCGCUAAGUUCACAUGCAAAAAGCGGGAGUUGCAGAUGAUGAUGAUAAGCCAAUCAGAUUUGAAAUGAUGUACGUAUGUAAUUAUUCAUCGAAUUUUAUUCUCUUGCUAAGUUGAGAAUCUUGAGAUGCGACAUUUAUCUUGAGAUGCGACAUUUUAAAAAAGCGCAAUUAUAGCGAAGCGCAAUAAAGCGAGGUACGCCUGUACUGUACUCUUCUCCACACUGAAGAAGAGGUGGGAGUAUCCACGCUUACCCCCACCACACGCGAUCGGCCGAUAAACUUUUUGAUGUACCCAUUUAAACUCAUGGACAGAGGUCGAGGUAGAUUUUUAGAAACUUGUCCAUUGUUUCAACCGCCUUGCCGGGAGGUUGAACUGGUGACUUCUGAAUUGCAAUUCGAGUGUUCCAAUCAUUACACCACGGCAUCAUCCUUCUUGUUGAAAUCUAAGACGACACUUUAAUGCAAUGGUUCAGUGGUGAUGUUUUGUGACUCCAGGUUGAGGAGGCUACAAUUCCACCCCAGUUUUUUCCGGUGUUUGGUGAUAACUCGCACAGGUGGACUUACGGUGAAUUGGAACACGAGUGCUGGGCGCCCACCAGACCAUUUGUGAGAAGCUGCAUGUGCCCGUCUGGUGGAGAAUGCGGUGAUUAUGAAGCCACUGCCACCAAAUUCCAGCUUCUCACUGGGUCGCUAUGCAAGCCUGUGGGUUGCUGUGAGCAGGACCCGGGGUCCCAACCCUGCCACGCCAACAAGCGCAAAUCCAAGCGAGGCGGUGGCAAGACUCCCAAUGUAAACGGCACCGACGAUAUCAUCGGCGGUAGCAACAAUGUGGUGGAAGACGGUGGUGACGAGGAGGGGAGCGGAGCGGCGCUGCGUGAUUACCUGCAGCUGGGAGUGGCACUGGAGCAGCUGUACGAAGAGUGGAGUCGCGUAGAUCCGCACUUCGCUCGUGUCGCCGGACACUUUCCUGGAGUGCGGGUGCUUCGUCAGGACCCCGUGGAAUGUCUCUUCUCCUUCAUCUGCACCUCCAACAACCACAUCUCGCGCAUUACCGUCAUGCUGGAGCGGCUGUGUGCUUCGCUGGGCGAGCUCGUGUCCACGCAGGAUGGCGUCGCCUACCACGCUUUCCCCUCUCUGCAGGCGCUCUCUGGGGACGGUGUGGAGGAGCAGCUGCGUGAGCUGGGAUUUGGCUACCGCGCCGGCUUCGUGGCCAAGAGUGCUCGCGCCGUGCUGCAGAGGGGUGGCGCCCCUUGGUUGACGUCGCUCCGCACCGCGCCGCUCGCCGAAGCCCGGGCGCAGCUCGUGCAACUGCCCGGCGUAGGGGCCAAGGUGGCUGACUGCGUGUGCCUCAUGUCGCUGGACAAACCGCAUGCCGUACCAGUGGACACGCACGUGUGGCAGAUCGCACAGCGAGACUACCACACCACGCUGGGCAGUGGGCGCAAGAGCCUGACCGACAAGACCUACGUUGCAGUGGCGGACUUCUUCCGUGAGCUGUGGGGGCCGUAUGCCGGCUGGGCGCAGUCGGUGCUGUUCAGUGCCGACCUGCCCAAGUUCAAGAGCUACAAAUCCGAGGAAGCAAAGAAAACCGGGAAAUCAUGUUGAUGCUGCUGUGCUCACCGCAUAGAACGAUUCCCACUACAGCCAUGCAGACUUUUGGGGAAAGGGCUGUUGGCCAGCAUCAAUUAAGGACAGCACAGGUGCGUUAGGCGGUGGUGUCGUCGGAACCAUGCCUGGCUGUCUGUCUUCCCAGUGCUGUUUACAGUCUUUCAAAGCUGAAGACUCCCAAGAUAGGGUUGGAAACCACUGAAGUUAGCUGUGGCUGGGAAUCAAACUCGGGUCAAUGGGUUUGCAGCGCAGUGAGCUGCCUACAUGCAUGCACCCACUCACACGGCAAUACACGUACAUGCAUGCACACAUACACACAUGCACACAUUAUUCACACCCCAAGAUACACCUGCACGUUCACACUGACAUACGUUUGCGCGCGCGCGCGCGCGCACACACACUACCCGUGCACCCCAGAUUAUGCACCUUUACUCACGUACACACACUCCUGCUUUUCCUGUCCAGUUCAACGUGCAUUCACACAGCCAGACAACACGCUUGGCAUUGCGUACACAGCCACAUGUAUGCCACUCCCGCUAGCAAUGUGAUAUGCAAACACGCCAGUGUAAACCUUUAGUAAAAUUAAAUGAUGCCGUUUUAAUUUUUUACAAAUAAAUACUGUAAAGAUUAAAUAACA